AAAAGGUUGAUUAUCUGAUUCAGACCCAAGUCUGGAAUAAACCGUAUGAAAUCGUUUAAAAACGUAUUAUUAUUCUAACCUGCCUAAAACCUGAAUGACACUAGGAACUUCGAUUGUUUCUCUGCCAUAACAACAGGUUGUAGUUCGCGCGAAACAAAAGGACCUUUCAAUAUUUGUAGGAACUACCAGUUCGUCAGCGCUCGAAAAUACAAGCGUGUCGAGCAGGAAUUUGAAGGAAAGCGACAUGUGAAAGGAUUCUUUAUGUUAUAUAGAAGGACUGUAAAGAUUUUAUGAUAGUUAGCCACACAAAGAAUGAAGACGGUUGCCAGGCAGGGAUUGCUGUUAGUCCUGUUUCUACUAGCUACUUCGCACUCACUGAAAAUCCCAGAUUUUAUGGAAGAUGAACUAUUCGAUCCAUCUGAUAUAAAAUAUAACACAGACAAGGCUGGAGAUGGCGAUGACGAAAUGCCGGACGACACGUCGGCGAGCGCUGAGGAAGACGCGGAGAUGAUGGAAACCGUUGAUUCCUCGAACCACGAUGAAGACGAUGGCAUGGACGAUGAAGGGAAAGAUAAAAAGACUGUCAGUAAAUCAAAAAUACAGCACAACUCAAGCAAGAGCAAAGCAGAGAGCAAAGAGAACGAUAAAAUGGAAGACGAAGAAGAUGGCAAUGAAGACAAGGAAGAGGAUGUUCCAGAAGAUAAAGGCGAGGCAGUUGAAGAAAAGAAGGACGGAAAGGAAGACGAUGAAGAGAAUAAGAAUGAUGAAGGAAAAGAAAGCUCGAAUGAAGUUCCUCUCACAAAAAAAGAGGACGAUAGCAGCAAGCAAGUUGCAAAAGCAGCAGUGAUGGAAGAGUCGAAAGAAAAAAUUGAGGAAACAGACAAAGAUGAAAUCGAAAAUCAAACCAACGAUUCCCCUAAAGCUAAGAAAACGCCUUCUAGUGAUGAAGAAAAGGACACUAAUCCUAGCGAGACUGGAAUUGAAAAGGAUGAUGACAGCAAGACCUCGGAGGGAACAAACGGCAAGGGAAAAGCUAAUGCAAAUGGUGAGAUAGAUCAGAAUGCUGUCCAAGAAGAGUCUAAGUCGAAUGACAACAAUAAAAAAGAGGAGAAGGACAUCAAAACUGCCGAUGACAAGGCUGACGAAGGAACAAGAAAUGAACCAAUUAAGACAACCAAUGAAAACACGGUUGGAGAAGACAGUAAAACUCCACCACCGGCUUCCCCAACUACGCCAACAAAUAAUCACAGUGACGAUAAAAUAGAGCCCGUUAAAAGUAGCGACGAUAAAAUUGGAGAAAACGAGAAAGUGGAACCAACAUUAGCCGGUGAGAACUCCGCAAAAGUAGAAACAGGACAGUUAAAACGAACGGAAGAAGAUAGUACCGGAAAAGGAAACACAAAACAAGACGACAGCGACAACAACGACGACAAUAAAAACAACAACAAUAAAAAUAAUGAUAACGAAAACAAAAGCGAAAACAAAAACAAGAAGGACAGUGACAGCAACGAUACUAACAAAGACAAAUUUCAGACUGAUCAAAAGGAUGAAAAGAUAGACACAGACAAACCAGAGAUACAAACUGAUUAUAAGACGUUAAAAGACGGAACUAAUGACGACAAAACGACUGAAGAGCUUGACAACGAUACCAAAGAACUCCAAAGUCCGAAAACAGAGACAUCUACAGAAAGCAAAGUUGCUAAUACGCCAGAAACUACAAAAAGCGACAGCGAAAGCGACCAACUCGAAAAUAACGAUGACAAAAAUGACAAAACGCAAAACAAAGAUGAGCUGCAACAAGCAACAAACGAUAAGACUGACAACAAAGACACGCUAGGAGAGGCUGAAAAACCAAUUGCAAAGCAUCAGAACAAUGAAGACUCCAACCAACUACAACAAACAGCAAGCAACGACAAUGACAAGAACGGUAACUCUAAAGAAAAACAAAACACAGAAAGUUCUAAAACGUCUGAAAAAGACUUAGACAGCAACAAACCAAGUAUUGAGAAAUCACCAAGUUAUCCGAGCCCAAAGAACGACAAUGGCACUCCUGAUAAUGUUAAAGAAAGUGACUUCAGCUCAGACAUAGAGAAAGCAAAAAGCAAACAGGAGUCAGGUGCAGUUGGUUUUGAUGAUUCGGAGUCAAAUUUGAAAAAAGAUAACGAUGAACAAAACAAAGAAACGUCGCCGAAAUCUGAUAAUUUGGGGAAAGAUGUUCAGAAAAUUCAGGAUGAAAAUCAAAAAGAAGACGAACCGGCUUCAAAAUCGGACAAGGACAUUCAACAGAAAGUAGAGCAGCUCAUCAUAAACACUGGUGAUGAAAGCCAAGAGGAAGCUGGAAAGCUUGUACAAACUGCAUCAAAAGAUGAAGGAACCGUUAAAUCUCCCGGAAAGGUUACUUCGACUGACGAUAACGACGCAGAAACAAAAGAAUCUAGCGAUGUUUCAGAAAAAUCCGAAGGGAAUAAUGAGAAAACUAAUGAAGAUAAGGAGAGGACGACUGAAAAAGUUCAAGACGAUAAUUCGGAAGAUAAGGCGGAUGUUGUGAAUACUCUCGUGGAAAGUGUUUCUGGCAAUGGGAACGCCAGGGGUGCGAGUGCGAAUGAAAUCAAAGAUCAAAACAAUGCAGCUUAUAACAUACAACAGGCUUUGGAAAAUCAACGUCAGAAGCCUAGCGCAGAAGGCAAGAAAAGCAACCUUCAAGGCCUGUUGAACGACCUCGUUCCGUCAGGAGUCUUGCCAAACCUGCCUGAAGGUUUUACAAAACUAUCAGAGAUGAGCACGGUCAGCUUUACUUACAAUGUUCAUGAAAACAAUGACGUCACCGUGACGUCGGAUAUCAAGGAACCAAUGAGAUUGUUUGAUGGUAAACUGGAGAUAAGCAGUGGAAAUUUGGAAUUCAGCUAUAACGACAAGGAACACGGAGGGCAGAAAUGGCAGUUCAAAGCUCAAGGAACUUGGGUGAAUGGCGAACAGGUAAUUGACGUGGUUUUGGAAAGUUCAAAACAUGAAGAUCACUUCACGUUGACGGGAAGGGGAGAUUCACUGGCAUUACACGACUAUUCCUCGAUAUUCGCCGAACAAAAAACCUUUAUUAAAUCUGAUAUGAACAUGCACAUUUUCGAGGAAAUUAUGCUGUCGAAUAUUGAGUUGUACGUCGUGUUCAAAGAUUUCGACAAUAUCGUCUCCCUGGUGUCAGGAGACGUGAGAAUCGAGAGUGGAGGCCAGGCGUCUCGGUGUCAAGCGUUCAUCGAAAAGUUCCCGAGGAAGAAACCAGUGUUCUCAAUAUUGUUAGACUUCGUAGAGGGUUCGCCGCACUCCGUACUGACUUCGUUGAUGGCCGACACGAUUGCGGAUAUCCCGUAUGUGAAGGAUUUGUUGAACAACAAGGGUCUUUUUAAGGUGGCCAACGGUGGAUUUGGAUUUGCUGCUUCGUCAGGGGACGUCAAGAAACUGAGAUUGAACGUUUUUGGAGAAGGAAUGCUCGAGAGAGAAUUAGGUUCACAUAUUUCCUCUGGAGUUACGCUAACAUUACCGGUGGAAUUUCAUACCCAGAACAGCAUCGUAAAUCACGAUACGAUUAUAAAAAUCUCGCCAGACACUAUCGGCUAUUUCCCGACGAAGGGCUCGGUCCUAGACUUGAAUACCAUUUUCAAAACGCUGUCUGAGUUCACGAGACCAAAAAUAACAGGGCUAGGAUACCCGGAUGUUGGUAAUGUCUUGUUAAGGGAGCUCCGAUACGACUUGAGCAAAUCAGUGUAUACUGUGUUGGGAUAUGCCAGCUCUCAGUUCAAUAUAGCACCAGGGAUGUUAUAUUUGGAUAACGCGAAUCUUGAGUUUAGGCAACAAGUCCCAGAUGAGUUUGCUACAUUGACUUUGUAUGGUACUGGCAGCACAAAAGUAGGACAAAGCAAGUUUGACCUUUCCAUACGUACAAACAUAGCCGCCAACGAAUUGCUAAUCGAGGGUCAUACACAUACGCUCUGGUCACCGGAUAUUUCAACGGCAUUUGGCGUUGCCGUGGAAAUCGGAGAUGACGCGAGACGGAUUCUGGACGACAACCGAAUGUUAAAUAUGAAUAUUGAAAAUACCCGUGUGUUUGCAACCGUGAAGGAUGGUCGUAGUGGGCUGGUGCACUUUUCCGGGUCCACACAGCCAGUCUCUUGGAACGACGCGAUUAAUGUUGAGGUCGUUGUCUUCCAUGAUAAUCAAGAAAAUAAAAGGAGAAUAACCAUAGGUUACUUGUUCAAUAAACUGCCUUUGACAUACGCCAUCGACGCAUUUAGUUUUGGCCAGUUCCCCACACCCAGACUGCUCGACAAUAGCCGUAACAUCUCGUUAGUCUUGUCUCCUGUCAACACCGAGUCCCUCUUUGUGAAUCCAAGUUUCAAUGGCUUAUCGUUCAUGCGAGGGCUGUCAUUGAUCGGCCAGUUUAGGCUGCCCGACGUGUGUAGUUUGAACAUCCUUUGUGAAUCGGCCGCGCAGUUGUUGGGGACGGAGAAAUGGUACCAAGUCCAAGGUCUCGUUUCGUCACGUGGGUAUACGCUUUCUGGAUACGUUGACAAGGAUUUCAAUUUGGCGAAGGACUUGAAACUUACUGAUAACAUCUUACAGUUCAACCUUGGGAAUUAUAGUUAUAUGAGCAUAUCAACAAAUAUGCGUUUGGAGAAGAACAACCUGACUUUUAGCGGAUAUGUUAAUUUUGACCCGAAUGGCGUCAGAUUGCGCAUGAGUAGUGACGACGUAUGGAGACAUCCAUUCCCUGGGGAGUUCCUCACUUUUGAUCGACUGCAGGUCGACGUCCCAUUGCUCAGCGGUGUGGCAAUAGACGAAAUUCUGGUAACUGGACUGCUAAACUUUGGCCUGAGUGGUAGUCUUUAUCGUAUCUAUGCACCGGCUUACUUGACUUUCACUCCAUCAAACCCAAAAGAUGUUGGUUUCCAAGCAACAAUGACGAAUAUUACCGUGGAGACCAUAACCAGUGCGCUGAAUUUCAAGUCCAGCCUGCCCGGAGUGUUGAUUAAAUCUCGUUUCCCGAGCUCCAUCGUUGCAAGGUACACACCCAAGAAAAAGAAGGACAAAAAUAUAGAUCUUUAUGGAAAACUGGACAUUCUAUCUCGAACUGUUGUCUGCAAAUUGCGCAUUGACGAGAAGAAACAGAUAACCGCAACUACAUCACAUUCGAAGUUCCCGCUGAUCUUAGACGACGGGCUCAUUACGGUGUACGCAGACCAGCACCGAACGCGGCUCGGUCCCCGCGCGUGGUUCAAGAUCACGCCAGAGAACACGAAGUUUAAACUUGAUGGGUUCACGAGUUUCAUGGGGCUUGGAGCCCAGACAGAGAUUGACGUGUCGGAGUCUGGAACCGAGUUCACUCUAAAUGGUAAUCUCUUUGGUGUGACGAAGACAGUUGUUUCGUUUAUGUCUCCGGAUAGCCUCCCGGAAAAUGGUCCCUAUCUUGCAUCGGCGUGCCUACCUGACAUAAUCCCACAAGUGACAUCACACGUCGGCCUCUUACUGGCCUCAGCCGCCGACCAAGCCGAACGCUAUAUGAAACAGGCAACGACUAACUACGACCAAGCCACGGCGUAUCACGAGCAAGCUCUUGCAGACGAACACAAGCAAAUAAUGAUGUUGGACGAAGGAGAGAACGAUAUUGAGUCAGAUGAUCGAGAGAUGUUCUUUGCGGAAGAGAAAUAUAACAAAACAUGCAGAGAACAACAGUGUGGAAAAACUUGCAUUGGCUGCACGUCGUGGCUGAAGUGCUGUGAUCACGAUGUGUUUGGUAACUGCGUCAAAUGUCCGGGUUGGAAGCCGUGCUGUUGGCGAGGCAUGAGCCCGAUAUGCAAAGCGAAGAACCACGCAUGUCGCAUUAUGAAGAAAGUUGCCGCUGAAAAUCUUCAAACGAUAGCGAGACGUGUGUAUGCAGAGAAGGAAAAGAAGAGAGCCCGUGAAAAGAUUCUUUGGAAAUCCGAAUUCAUGAAAGGAAAAACCCAAGCCGUUUUGGAUGCAGCACGUCGCGCGCUGCAUCUGGUUAACCAUGACUCCAGAGUCGGUCUGGGAGCUGCUGCCUCUAUCAAAAGAUUUGGAUUGGAACGCUUGGUCAAUAUAAGGAGUAUAUGCUUCCAUACCACGCUCAAAACGCUGGCUACGAGCUGCGUGACGAUGAGAAUCAACACUUCCUUUGCCAACAAAGAUGAAAUGCAAAGCAUACCAUAUUAUGGGUGCCUGAACAGAGAGCUUGUACCCAAAUUGGCCAACCACAUCGCUCACUUCAUGUUCCACGACAAAAAGAAGGACGAAGGUCCUUCGAAAGAGAGAGUGACUAACAAGCCCAGACCAGGUCAUCGUAGAAGUGGUCAACUCUUUGGAAAACCUUUGGAGGACGAUGAACAGGUAGACUUGACCACGUUAUCACCUGUAAACACAUUCAUGAGAAGACGACGAGAUUAUGAUUUGGAGGAGGAAGAUGAGGAAAAUCGACCCUUCUGGUUGAUCCGAAAUAACUAUCAAACUCAUGCUCCAUCUUUGCUUCAACAACGCACCACUGUGCCCAGAACCCCUCUCAAGAAGAAAUGGCAAAUACCAGCGACAAGAAAGGGAAAAUGUAAAGUGUACCGUCAGCUGGUGGAGAUAUGCAAAGAUAUGAUGUCAACCGUCAAGAAAAUGUCGGCGUCAUAUGAUGACGGCAAGGACCAGUAUUACAAGAGGUUGGCUGAACUUCAAUUGGGAAUAAACACCACAAUAUAUGAUCUUGAAAAACAAGUCAUGGACACUCCGGAACUGCGAGAUCGCCUGGCAGACAUUGAGAUGAACAUUCGAACGGUUGGCGCAGGCGUUUCACAGUGGAGGAUGAACUGCGAGGCAGAUCAAGAAGACCAGAACAAAAUAGCCAUACAAGAAUGGGUUUCAACGAUGGAGGGAAGAAUAAGAAAACUUGGUGGACAAGGCGUCGAUAGAUUCCUCUCGAAUCUCUUCCGAGCAUUUGAAGGGAUGUUUCUCGGGGCAGACACACCCAAGCAUAGCGCACAGAAAGUACUCAGCACCUUACAAGCAAUACGAGAAAUAUCUGCGACAUUCCAUGACAUCUUCGGGAACAAUGAGAUCACCUUGGAGAAAGCAAAAAGUCGAGCAGAAAUUGUAAUGACGAAAUUAAAACAGAUCAAGGACGCACAGAUAUUUUGCGAUGACUAAAUAAUGGCCGCCAUAACAUUUUUGUAAGAUAUAAGCAUGAUCAAUCAUCAGCCGCACUUCCUUGGAACAAAAGCAACUAGCAAGUUAUUCAAAAACUUUUAGGAGAGAAACUUUUAAAAGUGCCACAACUGGAAGGUGUCCAAUUCCCUUUCAGGAUCGUACAUUACUAAUAAAGGAAUAAAGAGUAUUGCAAUUCAGCCACUGUGCAAAGGGGAAGCUUAUCGAGUAAUCUGGCGAAGCCAACUUAAUCUAAUAUUAUGUUCAUAUGUACGAGUUCAAAAAUGAUAAA
Messenger RNA from Dendronephthya gigantea, 7483 nucleotides. RefSeq lists its product as uncharacterized. The record is from RefSeq and is a predicted model, not a curated record. The transcript has 17 exons. Lineage: Eukaryota; Metazoa; Cnidaria; Anthozoa; Malacalcyonacea; Nephtheidae. Bases 313 to 7194 code for a protein of 2293 amino acids.